AAUCAGUAACGUCGCAGCGAUAAAAAGGGAUCAUCUUGCACAUUUCUGCCACAUCAUUUAGAGUGCGUCAGUGAAUACUGAAGAGUUCAGUCAAGAAGACCAAACCUCUUACCUGGAAACGUUAACGGAACAUUACAAAAUAAUUAUAAAAUCUCUGAUUGAGUUAUACUAGCAAAAAGCUGCUAAAUAUAAUGGAAUCAAAAAUUAAUAAAAGGUGAUCUUUAAUAUUAUCAUCGCAACGAUACGCGGAACUGUGAAAUUUAAGGUCACUUCGAGUUGGCACGAUGGAUAAAAAUGGCCAAAAGGUGCAAUCAAACCUACGUGCGAUAACAGAAGGAGAAGAAGAAUACAACAUAGAAAAUAAAGAAGAAGUAGAAGAAAAAGAAGAUACACAAGCUGAUAAUAAAAAAAACGAGGAAGUCAUUGCAGUACACAAACCAUCGUAUUCCAAGACUUAUUGUCGAACAUCAAUUAAGACAACUAGAUUUGAUUAUCUUUGGGAAAUUAAUUGCUUCUCCACUUUUUCUAAAAGUAUGCGUGACUUAUAUUCCGUGCGAUUUCCAAGUUCAGGGAACUAUCAAGUUAUGAUGAAAGCUAAUUCCUAUCAGAAAAUAGAAUUUCAUCUACUUACUAAAACACUAAGUAAGGGUAUGUAUCAUUUGUUCAAAGUUUAUCCAAUAACAGAAGAAAAAGUAUUAUGCAAGUCGUAUGUAGGUGAUUUAAAAACAAAAAAAUUAUGUGAGAUCUCAGAAUCGUAUUUUCAUUCUUUGCCUCAAGACAGACAAACUUACGUUGUGUUUUGAGUUUGAAGUUUUUGAUGAAAUUUUAAAUACGUUUAAUUACAUAGAAGCGCCAAAGCAAAACAUUGUGACAAAAAGAAACGGUAUAAUAAAUUUGUGUCGCGAACCUUGUAAGACAGACCGGAUCACAUUUGUAUUACAAAAUAAACGUUAUCAUUUACCUAUGCAAUUAUUAUGCUCUUAUGAAUACUUUAAGAAUAUAUGUGAUUUAGAAAAAAA
Ooceraea biroi (clonal raider ant) is the source of this 1019-nucleotide messenger RNA. RefSeq lists its product as uncharacterized. The record is from RefSeq and is a predicted model, not a curated record. Lineage: Eukaryota; Metazoa; Arthropoda; Insecta; Hymenoptera; Formicidae.